Diaporthe batatas is the source of this 1854-nucleotide messenger RNA. RefSeq lists its product as uncharacterized. The coding region runs from base 441 to 1655 and encodes 404 amino acids. The transcript is spliced from 3 exons. The record is from RefSeq and is a predicted model, not a curated record. Gene Ontology annotation, molecular function: metal ion binding; agmatinase activity. NCBI's taxonomy places the organism in Eukaryota, Fungi, Ascomycota, Sordariomycetes, Diaporthales, Diaporthaceae.
CUAACAUCCACGGAUGGCGUAAUGCCCUCGUUCUAGGACCCUUUCUAAAUCCCCGACGCGCUGGUAGACUUUGCUGUUUGAGGCUUAGGUCAGGGUAUCACGCAGCUGGGCACCUGCUACUUGCUAGGUGAGCACUGAUGGCUGGUGAUCCGAUGUGUUGCCGCAACACAGGACAGAGGGUCGAGAUGGAUUCCUUAACCGGGCCGGACCGGCACACCACCGAGUAUUAGUUUGCUCGUUGGUGCCUCAAAGAAGCGCUUGGCCGGCCCUUUCCACAAAACCCAAACCAUCUCCUAUUGUUCUUUUCCUGCACAGACCGACCCACGGACUGUGUGACGCAUCUGAUCUCGCCCUGCCCGCCAUAGGCACUUAUUAGGUAGUCCGUACGCUACACCAGCCUCGGCACAGUCCCCCCCCCCCCGUGGACCUCAACCGCCGAGAUGAGGAGCGGAUGGGCACCACUUGUCCUGGCCGCACUGGUCUCGCUGACGGAGGCCUGCGGCGGGCACCACAAACAUGAAGACCGCGUGUGGACGGCAGAGGAGAUUGCCGAGCUCGAAUACAAAUGGGGCAUGGAGUGGCCUUUUGCUGGAAUAGGCAGCUUUGCCCAUCUGAAGCACGUCAAGUGUCUUACAGACCCCACAGAACUGUAUGACAUCGCGAUCGUGGGGGUGCCAUUUGACACCGCCGUGAGCUACAGGCCAGGCGCAAGGUUUGGACCUCGGGCCAUCCGUCAUGCUUCUUCACGACAGACGAGCUUCCGGGGGUUCAACCCGAGGGCUAACAUCAACCCCUACCAGAACUGGGCAAAGAUCAUGGACUGCGGUGACAUACCCACCGUACCAGUCGACAAUGCCGUGGCCCUGCGGCAGAUGACAGAGGCGUUCAUAGAGCUGGGCAGCCGGAGGCCACUGUCCCCCCUGCUGGAGAAGCCCAAGCUUGUCACCCUGGGCGGUGACCACAGCCUCGCGCUGCCCGCGCUGAGGGCGCUCAACAAGAUCUACGGCAGGCCCCUGCGCGUGCUGCAUUUCGACGCCCACCUCGACACCUGGCACCCGGCCAAGUACCCAUCGAGCUGGCUGACGGAGCAGGCGCACUUCAACCACGGGUCCAUGUUCUGGCUGGCCGGGAGCGAGGGCCUUUUGGUCAACGACACGACGCGGCCGUCUGUGCAUGCGGGCCUGCGCACCAGGCUGUCGGGCGACGGGUGGGGCGACUUUGAGGACGACACGGCGCAGAACUGGCUGCGCGUGGUUGCUGAUGACAUCGACGAUCUGGGGACCGCGGGGGUGGUGAAGGCAAUCCUGGACGCCAUCCCACCGGACGACCCUGUCUAUCUGUCUGUGGACAUUGAUGUCCUCGACCCGGCAUUUGCGCCCGGCACCGGGACCCCGGAGCCGGGUGGGUGGACGACGAGGGAGCUGAUCAGGAUCCUGAGGGGCAUCGAGGGCCUCAAUGUUGUCGGUGCUGAUGUUGUCGAGGUUGCGCCCGCUUACCAGGGGCAGGGCGAGGAGACUGCCCUGGCGGCGGCGCAGGUUGUAUAUGAGAUGAUAAGCUCCAUCGUCAAGAGGGGGAUGAAGGAGAUGGGCAAGGAACAUGCAGCCCCAGAGGUGGAGGGGGACAAGUCGGAGGAGGAUGUGAAGGACGAGCUGUGAGGUUGGAGUGCUACGUGUAGCUAUCUACAUCUCUCUGAUCUCGCCAUAGUCUUCUUGGUGGGGUUACGAAUACAUAGUACAGAGUACUCGAGUAUGCGGUGGAGAAGUCUACAGUAGACAUUGCGACCAAGUGAUGGGCAGAUAACGCCGGAGUCGACUGUAGCAAUCAAAAAAUAUGAGCAUUAAAUGCAAGCACAAA